Rhinocladiella mackenziei CBS 650.93 is the source of this 6534-nucleotide messenger RNA. RefSeq lists its product as uncharacterized. Bases 1 to 6534 code for a protein of 2177 amino acids. The record is from RefSeq and is a predicted model, not a curated record. Lineage: Eukaryota; Fungi; Ascomycota; Eurotiomycetes; Chaetothyriales; Herpotrichiellaceae. The transcript is spliced from 5 exons.
AUGGCGGCUCUCGUAGCCGCGUCGCCCCCGGCCCAUGUGUGGCCGAGCGCAUUUUUUCGACCAAAGACCCCGAGUGGGUGGAGGACGGGAACGGAUGAGCGUCAAUUGUCGCGUUGUUGCGAGAUGCCGGAGGCUGGUAUUAAUCGCACUACCGAUUGGCGCUACAGCAUGCACACCGCCAUGCUCGAGAGCAGCAAGCCAGGACAACGGGUCGUCCCGAAUUAUUAUGACUAUCUGAAAGCAACUGCGCUGGUCGCAGCCUUGUUGCAGCAGUUGGCAACUUAUACCCGGAUUUAUGGAAAGUACCGGGCCCCCUGCCCUGCCGAAGCUCUCCCUCCCAAUGACCUGACCGAUUCACUUGCACGACCUCAAAUCGUUACCGCCCCAGAGCAACCCGAACCGCGUUCCUCAAUCCCGAAUCGAAAGACCUCUGUCCCCGGAAUGGAUUUCAGUAUAGACUUUGACAACACCACCGGUGUACAAGCAAGAGGCAAGAAGGCCAAAAAAGCAGCCAAACAAGCCCAGCAAGCUAAAUGGUUCGAGUCUGAUAACGAAGGUGAUGGCAAUGCCGCCGGCGGAGGUGAAGAUGGCACUGGCGGAGGCGGGGAUAACGGUGGAGGUGCUGGUGGCGCUGGCGGCGGGGGGGACGACAACAAUGGAGGUGGACAAGAAGAAGACGACUGGGAUUGGGGAACUAGUAAGAAGAACAAAAAGAAGAACAAAAAGAAGCAAGAGGAAGAGGAAAAGAAAAAACAGGAAGAGGAGGAACAAAGAAAGAAAAAGGAGGAAGAGGACGCUAAUACUGCCAACCCUCUCAGUUGGGCUGAUGAAACGAACAACGCCGCAGCAGAUGACGAUUGGACAACAGGUUUCACGACCAAGAAAGAUAAAAGAAAGAAAAACAAAAAGGGUGUUGACGACGCUCUCCCUUCAGCUCCUGACCCACCAGGCGCCUCAGCUUUUCAGGACAUCAGCCUCGAUGACACCGCGCCGAAGUUGGAAUUCAGCUUUGGCGGAUCCGACGACAAGAAGGAUUCCGGCAGCUUCGGGGCAUGGGGGAAAACUUGGGACUUUGGAUCCCUUGAUACUGCCACAACCAAAGUUGACGAGAGGCUCCCCAAAAGGGAUAGUGACAGGAAAGAAACCUCGACAGAAUUCGGUGAUAACAAUCCCUGGUCACUUGGUAAUAAAUCCAAGAAAAAGACCACAACAUUUGGGUUCGAUUUUGGUGAUCUAAACUCCGGCAAUACUGAAUUCGGGUUUGACGGCGACGUCGGUGAGACGAAGACCACCGAUGAUGCCUGGGGCUUUCCUACCAUGAACAAGAAGGAUAAGAAGAAAAAGGAUCUCUUGGAAGAGAAAAGGGAGGACAAGUCAGCUCCAGCCGACCCUGAACCGAAAGAACAGGAAUCUUUGGGGGGCUGGGGAACGUCUACAUCCAAGAAGAAAAAAAAGAAAGGAUUUUUAGACGAGGAUCCACUGCCGACUCUCCCGUCUGCCCCGGCUGAACCAGAGCCAGCAGCUGCCAAGGAUGAAUGGUCGGCGUUUACUACUAUCAAGAAGGACAAGAAAAAGGGGAAAAAAGGAGCUGUCGAAGAGCCUGCCGUGGAGACUAGGGACCCCGCAGUCGAUGCCGGAGAAACCGACAACGCUUUUGACUGGGGCUUCGGGACAGGCAAGAAGAACAAGAAGGGCUUCAUGGGUGAUUUCAAUGACGACCUUCUAGCCGCGCCUAAUCCCCCUGCCGAGCCAGAUACAACAACUGGGGAUGGGGAUGACUGGAUGGCUGCAGCUUGGGGGACCAAGAAGAAAGACAAGAAGGGAAAAAAAAGCGGUAUUGAGGACCUCUCCGCUUCUGUCGAUAUGGGCUUUCCUGCUGACAUUAAAACCACCACGAUCGAUCCUCCCGCAGCGGAGGACAGUUGUGCCGUUUCUAGCACGACCAAAGGCAAAAAAGAUAAAAAGGGAAAGAAGGGAGCAGCCCCUGAAGAAAUUCCGCCUCCACCGCAGCCUGAACCUGAGCCCCCGGCUGCAUCCGAAGAUAUAUGGAGCUCUUUCGGAAAGAAAGACAAGAAGGGAAAGAAAGGCAAAUUUGCAAGCCCUGAACCAUCCAUCCCAGAUCCCAUAGUCGAGGUUGAGCCCGAACCUGAACCGGUCAAAGAAGAACCCAAGGACAGCAUCGCUGAUAUCAGUGGCUGGGCCAAUCUUUCCGCUAAAGAGAGGAAAAAGAAGGAAAAAGAAGCUAAAAAGAAGGGAUUGAUUAUUCCCGACGAAGAGCCUCCACCACCUCCUCCAGUUCCAGAGCCUCAGUCAGAGCCAGGAGUCAAAGAAGACGACACAUGGGGAGGCUGGGGAACCACCGUCAAGGAUAAAAAGAAAUCUAAGAAAAAGGGAUUCUUGGAUACGAUCGAAGAUCCCCCAGCACCUGCUCCUGAAUCUGAACCCGAAGCUAAAGAGGAUGACCCGUGGGCCGGAUUCGGACUAUCUUCCAAGGAGAAGAAGAAGAAGGAAAAGGAAGCGAAAAAGAAGGGACUUUUCGACGAAAUUGACGAGCCUCCGCCACCUCCUGAAGUAUGGCCCGAGCCGGAGCCGCAGACAAAGGACAAUGACAUUUGGGGAACGGUCGGUUUGUCUGCCAAAGAGAAAAAGAAAAGGGAGAAAGAAGCCAAAAAGAAGGGCUUCUUAGAUCUCGUGGAAGAAGACCUCCCGCCACCACCAGCAGAGCCUGAGCCGGAACCAGAGGUCAAGGAGAAUGAUAUCUGGGGUACCUGGAGUGCAAUUUCUUCCAAAGAUAAAAAGAAGAAGAAGGAAAAUGAGACCAAGAAAAAAGGAUUCCUUGACCUCGACGAGGAACCGCCGCCGCCUCCGCCGGAACCCGAGCCCGUAGCAGGAAUUAAGGAAGAGGACGACUGGGGCAGUUUCGCCACCCUCUCAUCGAAAGAUAAGAAGAAGAAAGAGAAGGAGGCGAAGAAGAAGUCCACCGCAGUAGCACCUCCUGAUGCCGAGCCCGAACCCGUCGUGGAACCUGAACCACAGCCAGUGGAAGACAAGACUGAAGACAUAUGGGGAUCCUUCAGUACCUCUGCUAAAGACAAGAAGAAAUCCGCAAAAGACAAAAAGAAGGGCAUCACUGAAGUCGAGGAGCCCCAGGUACCGGAAAACCCCGAAACUCCUGCGGGAGAUGACCUAUGGGCCUCUUGGGGCGUCAAGGAUAAGAAAGGAAGUAAGAAGUCCAAGAGCAAGGAGGAGCCUCCCCCGCCCGUUCCAAGUCCACCAGCUCAAGGUUUAACCCCAGAACCUGAUCCAAUGGAGUUGCUGGACAACGACGCCGUGGACGACACAUGGGCUGCGUUGACCACAACAAAGAGCAAGACGUCCUCGAAAAAGACCACGGGCUCCAAGACGACCACGGGGAAGGACAAGACGAAGAAGAGCAAAGACGUAGACGACUCGGGCGACAUUGCACCUGUGGAGGACCCUCUGCCAGAAGAAACUCCCGCCAAGGCUAUGAAGAGCAUAUGGGGCUUUGGAACGUCAACGGGGACCACCAAACUGACCAAAAAGGAAAAAGAAGCCAAGGCUAAAAAGGAGGCCGAAGAGCAAGCCCAAAAAGAAGAGGAAGAAAGGCUGGCUCGAGAGGCUGAAGAGGCCGAGGCGGAAGCAGCACGAUUGGCAGAAGAAGAAGCUGCAGCAGCUGCAGUCGCAAAGACUUCGAAAAAGAAGAACGGCAAACUAUCCAAAACGGACUCCAAAUCCAGCAAAACCAAGGAUGCAAUUGAUCUUAUUGACAUUCUUGACGAGCCUACACCCGCAUCCAAAACUGGCAAGGGAUCUAAGCUGAAGAAGACCACUUCUAACCAGGAAGAGAAGGUCGAAGAAAAGAAAGAUGACGACUACUUUGGAUUCUGGGGGAGCGCGUCGACGUCCAAAAAGACAGCUGGCAAAAAGGACCUUGACUCCAAAAGGGAAAUUACCAAACAGGGGUCGGCCAAUGAGGGUGACGCGCUAGCAGACCUCACAAAGGACCUCGACCUUGGACUGGACCUCGACAAGCCCGUUGCUUCUUCAAAGACCUCAAAGGCAAUGACCACCAAGAAUAAGCUGGGCUCCUCUGUUGCGGAACGCAUCAAGGCUUUGGAGGGCACCAAAGAAGAGAGCGGAAAGAAGUCGAAGACCGACAAGGUGCUGACUAAGGAUUUGCCUCCACCAGAAGACGUGCCAUCGCCCAAAGAGGAAAAGAAGCUCAAGGACAAGGCAUCCGUCAAGACGAAAACAACCUCUACAAAGACCAGCAAGCAGAAGACCGACGCGUCCCCCGUUGCCGAGGAGAAGAAAUCAAAAGACUCCGUUCCCGGGAGCUUCCCUGGCGCGUUUGGCGACGACCUUGACGACAUUCUCGACCUUGACAACCCGUCACUGCCAGCGUCACCCGAAAAGCCUAAAUCAAAGACCAAGACUGUUGAGAAGAAAAGUACCAAGUCCAAGACCACCACACCCAAGGAAUCUGCGGCCAAGGACUUGGAUCUGCUCGACGAGGAACCGAAGCCUCCUACACCUCCGUCCGAGGAAAAGAAGACUGCCAAGAAGGAGCGACCGCGGAUCGAGCGUUCUGCUACUGCUUCCUGGGGAUUCUGGGGUGCAGCCCCACCACCGAAGAGACCGACCAAAGAAAAGCUCAAGGAAGACACUGAUAUGUCGCCGACUGUCAAGAAAGAGAAGUCACCGCCUGGCCUCACUAGAUCCAAGUCCACUCGAACUCCCAAGGAAAAGGAGCAGGAGGACAAGAAAGAAGCCGAAAAGCUGUCUAAGUCUUCUGGAUCCGACAAGGAGACGAAGCCGAGGAAAACGGAACGACCUAAGACGACUACCCGUGGUACGUCAUUCUCCAACUUUAUGUUCGGCGGACCUCCCCCAUCGGCGAUGCGGCCCAAGACGACUCGAAGACCUAGCGGCGCCGCAAGCUCUAGGCCAUCAUCUCGACGUCAAUCUAUGGACGGUCUUGUGUCCCCACUUGAAGACGAGCCUGAAGUGACCGACAAGGCGGCGAAGCUUAUGGGCAUGAAAACCUCCAAAGUGGAGCGACGACGGUCGGUGAAAGGAAAAUCGUCAGGCGCUCCCGAUCCAUACCCAAUCGACGACGACGAUAUGGUGAUGAUCCAUACCCACGACAAUCCACCUGCGGCCAAUGGCACAUUUACGACUGAGAAAUCAAAAUCCAAGGCUUCCAAAUCAAAGAAAGAGAUCAAGUCGCACGGCAAAACGGUUUCUCAAGAUGACGAUGUGGUCAUGGUGGACAAUGCUACGCAUGGCGAACCAUUAGUCACCAGCGGCCCUGACGACAUGGCCUUUGUAGAUCACCCUCCUCCUUCUUUGAAAAGAAGCAGUACUACAGCAUCAAGAAGAUCUACGGGAUUUUUCAGCAGUUUCUUUGGAACCACAAGGCCCGUGGAGACCGAAAAGGAGCGACCAAGGAGUACCACCCUCACUGACGCUGAGGACCAAGGGCUACCGGUCCGAACUAAAGACCGAUCAAAGAGAAGAUCCCGAGUUGUGGACGGAGAAGGCUUCACGACUGACGCGCCUGCCGAAACGGACGUCGACAUGGAGGCUCGACGCGCUGAGCGGAGAGCGAAGCGAGAAGCUCGUGAUCGGACGGAGGAAGCCGACCGUGUGGAACGUGAGCAGCGGCGAAAAGAGAGACGGGAACGGGAAAAGGCCGACAUAGAAGCUCGUCAACGUAAAGCUCGUGAGCGCGCCAGAAGAGAAGAGGAAGAAGAAGAACGACGCCGAGAAGAAAAGCGAGCCCGUCGAGCCGCAAGAGAAGCACGCAUCCAGCAAGAAGAACUCGAGAUGAAUGCAGAAGCCGAACGAAGGCGAGAAGAACGGAGGCGACUUCGUGCUCAACUUGAAGCUGAACAAGGUGGAGAUCGCGAGAUAGCACGAGAAGAACGAAGAAAGUCAUAUUAUGCUGAAGAAGAGGAUAGACGGAGACGAAGAGAAGAACGGAAAGGCCGAGACAAAGACGGAGAAAGAUCAAGCCGCAAAAGGUCCAGUGCUUUGGUCGAAGAAUACCAUGAGAGUCGAAGUGGGAGCGGCAAGGGAACCGCACCGCCAGCAAACAAGACCAGCUCGUGGAUCAACUCGCAAGCGGAUGAGCCCCCCGAGAUUCCACCUGUUGAGGGCACAAUCUUGGACCCCAGUGGCGAGAAACCGCGACCGGCAGAUGAAAUCGACUCUCACAAACGCAGCAGUCGCAACCGCGACAAGUAUGCUGGAAUGACGGAUGCGGAGAUUGAAGAAUAUCGCGCACGAAGAAAGAGUUCUCGUCGUGCAGAAGGUAAGAGUGCGAGCGGCGGUAGCGACGAGCGAGACAGGAAAGAACGAAGGCGACGACGAGAUCGCGACCCUGCGGAUGAUCGUGGCUACAGCGGGUACAACUAUGAUGAAGUCCCCAUCAAGACUUGGGAUGGGAGACCCGCUCUGGGUAGCCGGAACGAUAGUAAGCGCAGGAGCUUUCUUGGUGGACUCUUUUGA